Phoenix dactylifera (date palm) is the source of this 384-nucleotide messenger RNA. The record is from RefSeq and is a predicted model, not a curated record. NCBI's taxonomy places the organism in Eukaryota, Viridiplantae, Streptophyta, Magnoliopsida, Arecales, Arecaceae.
AUGGCGCCCGCGCCUACGGUGCCGCCGCCCUGCUCCCUCCGCGGCCCCGAGGCCAAGACCAACUUCCCCCUCGGCCACGGGUCCGCCAUCCCCUCCUCCACCGUUGCUGCCGCCGUUGCCGGAUUCCCCUUCCUCCACCACCCCCAUAAUUUAGCCUCGCCGCCCGAUCUUCCGCCGCCGCAGCGGCCGACGUCCAGCAGCCUGAGGAGCACCGUGGAGUCCUUCAACAGGCGCCGGCUGUGGGCGCCGCCGCUCUCUCUCCGGUCCUCCUCCCGCCUCCGACAUCCGGCCAACCCGCCGCCGCCCCACCAUCGGAGUACUACCGGGGCCAAAGCCGCCCUGGCCGAGCUUGUGGGAAGGGAAGAAGGAGGCGUAGUGCACUAG